This is a messenger RNA of Miniopterus natalensis, 1378 nucleotides long. RefSeq names its product XIAP associated factor 1 (gene XAF1). Gene Ontology annotation, cellular component: mitochondrion. Gene Ontology annotation, biological process: apoptotic process. The record is from RefSeq and is a predicted model, not a curated record. Lineage: Eukaryota; Metazoa; Chordata; Mammalia; Chiroptera; Miniopteridae.
CUGCAAGAAACGAAACUCAACCGGAAGACUCUGGAGACAAGAACAUGGAGGGAUCCUUCCAGGUGUGCAGGAACUGCAAAAGAAGAAAGGCCUCUGCCCACCUGGCCCUCCAUGAGGCGCACUGCGUGCUGUUCCUGACCCUCUGCCCCAACUGCAGGGAGCCCGUGCUGCAGGGGAAGGUGGACGAGCACCAGGAGAACGGGCACCAACAGGUCGGGUGUGCGAUGUGCCAGCAGAGCAUGCAGAAGCACCUGCUGGAGUUUCAUGAGACCAAGGAAUGCCCGGAGCGCCCCGUUGAGUGUAAGUUCUGCGGGGCAGCCGUGCGCCUGAGCAAGCUGGAGAUCCACGAGCACCACUGCGGCAACCGCACGGAGCUCUGCCUGGCCUGCGGGCAGCUGGUCGUGCUCCGAGUGCUGCCCCAGCACAGGGACACCUGCCAGAGUAAGCAGGCCCCGCGCGGGACAGGGAAAAGGAUUUCAGUUCCUGAAAGCAGUAUCAAGUGUCAUUAUUGCAACCAAAUGAUCUCAGAAAAUAAGUAUUUACACCACAUGGAUAAAUGUCGCACCAUCUCAGAGUCUGCAAAACAUCUUCCAGUUGAAAAGCCAAGAAAUUCUCCUCCAUCCCUCCCAAGUCAGGCUGCUGAAAAUCAAACUUCCACUGUAAAAAAAGAUGUUCGACCAAAGACGAAAAAUAUAAGCAGAUUUCCUCUUCUUGCUGAAAAUUCAACAAAACAAGCACCAAGUAGCACAAACGAAACCCUGAAUCUGCCUCUGAAGUCUGAGCACAGGCCCUGGAUCACCUCUCCUGUAGAUGAAGCACCCUAUGACAUCCUGAGGAGAUGUCCUCAGUGUGACAUCCUACUUCCUCUGCCCACCCUAAACCAACAUCAGGAGAAAUGCUGCUGGUUAGCUUCAUCGAGAGGAAAAUAAGUGAGAAACUCCAGCUAGAUUUGGAAAAGAAAAGAGAGAUCGGUUUGCCCAUGAGCUACAGAUAAACAAGGAGAAAAAAAGCCUCCAGCUCUUCUGCCUGAGAAUUCUGAUCAAGCGUCUGGGCCCCCCGUGGCUUGGACACCUUGGGGGACCCCAGCUUUGUCCAUUUUACAUUCCCACCAGCAAUGUAUGAGAUUGAGUUUCCCCAAAUUCCCUGGCCAACAUUUGGUGUUAUCAUGAUCUUUUUUUCUAAUUUUAGCUAUUCUAAUGGUACUGUGGUUUCAAAUUGCAUUUCCCUAAAGUCUAACGAUGUUUUCACUUGCUUGUCUGCCAUCUGAAAUGUCUAUUCACGUGUUCCGCCCAUUCUCUAAAUGGACCGUUUGUUUCCUUUGCUGUUGAGUUUUGAGACAUGUAUCUAUUUCCUGGAGAAUAAAAACAGCCUCCUGAAA